Molecule: messenger RNA, 1878 nt
Organism: Rhinichthys klamathensis goyatoka
Lineage: Eukaryota; Metazoa; Chordata; Actinopteri; Cypriniformes; Leuciscidae
Gene: vps33a
Product: VPS33A core subunit of CORVET and HOPS complexes
Exons: 13
Coding region: 43-1839 (598 amino acids)
Biological process (GO): intracellular protein transport; vesicle-mediated transport
Cellular component (GO): lysosome; CORVET complex
Source: RefSeq, a predicted model, not a curated record
AUCAUGAGGCCGUGAAAGUCAUAUGAUUGCGAUUUAACGAAUAUGGCGUCGCAUUUGUUUUGUGGCAGAGUAAACCUAAAUAUUUUGAGAGAGGCUGCACGAAAAGACCUGCGUGAAUUUUUAGAUAAAUGUUCGGGAAGCAAGGCCAUUGUUUGGGACGAGUAUCUUACUGGACCUUUCGGGUUAAUUGCUCAAUAUUCCCUUUUGAAGGAACAUGAGGUCGAGAAAAUGUUCACUCUCAAAGGGGGUCGUAUACCAUCGGCUGCCGUCAAGAAUAUUGUCUUUUUUGUCCGACCGAGGUUGGAAUUGAUGGACAUCAUUGCAGAAAAUGUUGCAAGUGAGGAUAAAUUACAGCCCCGAGAUUUCCAUAUUCUGUUUGUGCCUCGCCGGAGUCUCCUGUGUGAGCAGCGUCUGAAGGAGAAAGGGGUUCUUAACUCGUUCACAAACAUCGACGAGUACAUUCUGGACCUUAUACCUUAUGAUGGAGACCUUCUUUCCAUGGAGUCUGAGAGCUCAUUUAGGGAGUGUUAUUUAGAGAAUGAUCAGACAAGCCUGUAUCACGCUGCUAAGGGCCUCAUGACUCUGCAAGCACUUUACGGGACGAUACCGCAGAUCUUUGGCAAAGGAGAGUGUGCAAGGCAUGUGGCCAACAUGAUGCUGCGGAUGAAGAGAGAGUUUGCAGGUCAUGCUCAAAUCCUGCCUGUGUUCGACACACUUCUCCUGUUGGAUCGUAAUGUGGACUUGCUGACACCAUUAGCCACUCAACUUACUUACGAGGGUCUUAUCGAUGAGAUCUACGGCAUCACCAAUGGUUAUGUGAAGCUUCCUCCUGAGAAGUUUGCACAGAAGAAACAGGGAGAAGGUGGGAAAGAUCUUCCCACUGAGCCCAAAAAACUGCAGCUCAACUCAGCCGAGGAGCUUUAUGCCGAAAUACGUGACAAGAACUUCAACGCUGUCGGUGCGGCUCUCAGCAAGAAAGCCAAGAUCAUAUCAGCCGCGUUCGAGGAACGACACAAUGCAAAAACUGUUGGGGAGAUUAAACAGUUUGUUUCCCAGUUGCCUCACAUGCAGGCGGCUCGCAGCUCACUGGCUAAUCACACCUCCAUCGCUGAACUCGUCAAGGACAUAACGAUCUCAGAAGCCUUCUUUGAGAGUCUGACCGUUGAACAAGAGUUUAUGACUGGAGUGGACACAGACAAGGUCAGCACGUAUAUAGAAGACUGCAUUGCACAGAAAGACCCGCUGAUUAAGAUCCUGCGGCUGGUGUGCAUGCAGUCCGUCUGCAACAACGGCCUCAAACAGAAAGUCCUCGACUACUAUAAGAAGGAGAUCCUUCAGACGUAUGGAUACGAGCACAUUCUGACCGUCAAGAACUUGGAAAAGGUUGGGUUACUCAAACCUCAAAGCACCAUGAGAAACAACUACCCCACAAUCAGGAAAACACUCAAACUGUGGAUGGAGGACGCCAAUGAACAGAACCCGAACGACAUCUCGUACGUGUACAGCGGCUACGCCCCGCUCAGUGUGCGCCUGACUCAGGUUCUGGCCCGGCCCGGCUGGAGGAGCAUCGAGGAGGUGCUGAAGAUCCUGCCCGGACCACACUUUGAGGAACGACAGCAGGUUCCCACGGGCCUUCACAAGAAGCGUCAGCCAGGAGAAAACCGCACCACCCUGGUGUUCUUCCUCGGCGGAGUGACUUAUGCUGAAAUCGCUGCUCUGCGCUUCUUGUCCAACAUGGAAGAUAGUGGGACUGAGUACAUUAUAGCAACCACCAAACUGAUCAACGGAACCAGCUGGAUAAAGUCUCUCAUGGACCAUCCUGAGGAAAACGUACCUUAAAGAAGCCACUGCUGUUCAGAUGAGCGUCCUCUCGUCUCU